Molecule: messenger RNA, 1860 nt
Organism: Gracilinanus agilis (Agile Gracile Mouse Opossum)
Lineage: Eukaryota; Metazoa; Chordata; Mammalia; Didelphimorphia; Didelphidae
Product: zinc finger protein 345-like
Exons: 2
Coding region: 1-1860 (619 amino acids)
Source: RefSeq, a predicted model, not a curated record
AUGGUUUCUGUGAGAAAUGAAGGUAGGAGACCUUCUAGUCAGAACUCUGAACUUGCUGUACAUCAAAUAAUCCACACUGGUGAGAAACUUUAUGAAUGUAAACAGUGUGGAAAGGCUUUUAUUACGAGUCGUAAUCUUGCUGUACAUCAGAGAAUCCACACUGGAGAGAAACCUUAUGAAUGUAAACAGUGUGGAAAGGCUUUCUCAACAAAGGGCAAUCUUGCUGUACAUCAGAGAAUCCACACUGGAGAGAAGCCUUAUGAAUGUAAACAGUGUGGAAAGGCUUUCACACUUAAGCACCAUCUUGAGAGACAUCAGAGAAUCCACACUGGAGAGAAGGCUUAUAAAUGUAAACAGUGUGGAAAGGCUUUCAUAGAUAGUCGCUCUCUUACUAACCAUCAGAGGAUCCACACUAGAGAAAAGCCUUAUGAAUGUAAACACUGUGGAAAGGCUUUUACAACAGCGGACUCUCUUGCUGAACAUCAGAGAAUCCACACUGGAGAGAAUCCUUAUGAAUGUAAACACUGUGGAAAGGCUUUUACACGGAAGAGCCAACUUGAUAGACAUCAGAGAAUCCACACUGCAGAGAAGCCUUAUGAAUGUAAAGAGUGUACAAAGGUUUUCUCAAAUAAGUACAGUCUUGCCGAACAUCAGAGAAUCCACACUGGAGAGAAACUUUAUGAAUGUAAACAAUGUAGAAAGAUUUUCACAAAUAGGGACCGUCUUGCUGCACAUCAGAGAAUCCACACUGGAGAGAAACCCUAUGAAUGUAAACACUGUGGAAAGGCUUUCACACAAAGGAGCCAUCUUGCUAGGCAUCGGAGAAUCCACACUGGAGAGAAACCUUAUGAAUGUAAACAGUGUAGAAAAGUUUUCUCAAUUAAGUACAAUCUUGCUGAACAUCAGAGAAUCCACACUGGAGAGAAACCCUAUGAAUGUAAACACUGUGGAAAGGCUUUCACACGUAGGAAAAGUCUUGCCAGACAUGAGGCAGUUCACACUGGAGAAAGACCUUAUGGAUGUAAACAGUGUGGAAAGGCUUUCACAGAUAGUUGCUUUUUAGCUGUACAUCAGAGAAUCCACACUGGAGAAAAACCUUAUGAAUGUAAACAGUGUGGAAAAGCUUUCACAGAUAGCGGCUCUUUUGCUGGACAUCAGAGAACCCACACUGGAGAAAAACCUUAUGAAUGUAAACAAUGUAGAAAGGCUUUCACACGUAAGAACAGUCUUGCCAGACAUCAGACAGUUCACACUGGAGAGAAACCUUAUGAAUGUAAACAAUGUGGAAAGGCUUUCUCAAGGAAGAGCACUCUUGCUUUACAUCAGAGACUCCACACUGGAGAGAAUCUUUGUGAAUGUAAACAGGCUCCUGGGCCGCGCUGGGGCUCCGCGGCCCUUCCUGCGUUCUCUCUCCGCGCCUCGGUGGAGCUCUUCCUCCAAACCCGCGUCUCUGGGCCGCUUCCCCGGUCCUCCCUCUCCCCCGCCGCGCCGCUGGGCCUUUCUCCCUUGCAGGGGAUCCCUUCCCGGGCCGCUCCUCCUCACGUCUGCCCUCCCCACCCUUCUCUGCGCCCCAAAGUCCUCCUCCCUCCCCGGAUCCCCUCGGCCGGGGCUCCACAGACUCUCCAGCACAGCCCAAGUGGCCGCUUUGCUUUCCGGGCUGCCCAUGCGGAGCCCCCAGCUUCCAGCGCGGCGCCUUUGCGCCUCGCCUGGAGACGCGCCUGGUGGGCCCUCGCUGCCCCUCCUGCGCGCUCCCGGGGGCUGGGCUUCAGCACAAAGCCUUUGGACAGCUCCCGCCGCCGGCCACAAAGUCUCCGUAGGCGUCCCUGGCUCCAGGGAAACGGCCCAAAGGCGGCUGCGUGA